UCUGCAUCCAGAUCUCAAGUCGCUGUCAGUGGCUCCCCCCUGGAGGAUUCCUCCCAGCAGAGUGUCGUUAUCUCAAGGGGCUCUGGUUCAUCCAGAUCCUCUAUGGCUCCAGUUGACCGCCUGGCGCUUGAGCGGGGCGCCAUGAGAAGAGACAAUAUGCCUGCCAGGCUUAUCCAGACUAUGUUAGCGUCACGGAGGCCUUCCACUGAGCGCAUUUACUCAGCCUCUUGGCAGGCUUUUUGUUCCUGGUGUCAAAGGGCGGGGGUUUCUCCACUCCGGGUUUCCAUUUUGCAUAUAUUGGAAUUUUUGCAGGAAGGGUUAGACAAGGGGUUAGCUCCCAACACACUUCGUAGACAGGUAGCAGCUAUUUCCACGGUUUUAUCCUGUGAUCCACUGACUUCCUUGUCUCAACAUCCUUCUAUCAGGAGGUUUUUCAAAGGGGCCAAAAAUUUAUGUCCUCCCGUGGUCCACAGAUAUCCCACUUGGGAUCUUUCGCUGGUCCUAAAUUCCCUAACAGGGCCUCCUUAUGAGCCAUUGAGGUCUACCUCUCUGAGGCUAUUAACUUGUAAGGUUGCCUUUUUGGUGGCUAUCACCUCUGCCAGAAGGAUUUCAGAAUUAGCUGCCCUCUCUGUCCGCAGUGAUCUUUGUGUUUUCCAUCCGGAUCGAGUAGUGCUCCGUUUGGAUCCUUCAUUCAUUCCUAAAGUAAAUUCAGUUUUCCAUCGCAUGCAGGAACUUAAUUUGCCUAAUUUUUGCCCUCGCCCAGUUCACGGGUUAGAGCGCCAUUGGCAUACUUUAGAUGUUAGAAGAGCUUUGAGAAUAUACAUUAAGAGAACAGCAGAGUUAAGGAGAACAGAGUCCUUGUUUGUGUCUUUCCUUCCUGUUUCUUUAGGGCGUAAGGUGACCUCGUCCACCAUAGGCAGAUAGAUUAGGCAUACGAUAGCCAAGGCUUACGAGAUGAGAUCCCUGCCUAGGCCCCCGCGUUUAACAGCGCAUUCCACUCGCAGUGCAGCUACCUCAGCGGCCUGGUCUACUCAGGCAUCCUUGCCAGAGAUAUGCAGGGCAGCCACCUGGUCGUCGCCCUCUCCAUUUAUUAGACACUACAGAGUGGACAAGUAUGCUUCGGCUGAAGCUGCCUUUGGCCGUAGGGUGCUGCAGCAGGUACUUGUAUCUGAGGUUGAAUCUGUCCAGACCGAUCCCUCCCGUAGUUAGGGACACUAGGCUUUGGUAUGUCCCACUCUGACUGCUGUCUCCACCAUAAUGGAGAAGGGGCGUUGGUACUUACCUGAGACGCACCUUCUAGUU
Molecule: messenger RNA, 1302 nt
Organism: Ahaetulla prasina
Lineage: Eukaryota; Metazoa; Chordata; Lepidosauria; Squamata; Colubridae
Exons: 2
Coding region: 103-924 (273 amino acids)
Source: RefSeq, a predicted model, not a curated record